AUGGGUCUGUUCAUACCCACUGGAGUCCCAGCUCCUCAGAGUCCCUUCAAUGUGCUUCUGCUGAGCUCGUACACGGGUAAGGAAAGUCGGGAGAACUUGAUCACAUUCUGUGAGAAAGGCCUCGAUAGAUUUAAACAAGUUGUAUGUACAUAGGCCCUUGCACUGAUCCCCUCUUGUUGUAUCUGUCUUUUAGAAUUCAAAUUGUUAACUUUCAACGAUGCGGUCAUCGUUUUCCUUGGUGGGGAGGAUGUCGCGGGAGCUUUUGGCGCGCGUUACCCAAGCAGAGGGGUAAAGCCAGCCAAAGCCCGCGUUCAAUCAUAUCGAGCUUAUUGUAGGCCCAGGGUGCGGACGCGCGCUCUGAGGAGUCUCCUCAAUAAAUAUUUUAUAUUCCAAUACCUAGAAUGAGGAAGAGAUGAGACUACUAAAAGGACUCAGAAAAGUCCCAUUACAUUGUGUUGCUAAAAAUAAGAGACCAAGAAAUCAUUAUAAACUCCAGUUGAGCUUACUGGUUUUAUGUGUCCACUGAGCAAACAUUUCUUUGGCUUCACAUGGGCCCAAUUUGAACGUGUUGAAACGUUCGAAUUGGGCCCGGGUGAUCUUCAGUUCACCCAAAUAUGCCUCUUUACCAAGCAAUCCUGCUUGUAACUUUCUUAUGGAAUACACUAGAAAAUGUCGCAAACGCGGCAUCAUUCGGUGUAACUGUAAAUAGAAGGCAACGUAAGCUCUACACGUCUAAAGAAAGCUGCUUUCAAACAUUUUCAGGCAAUGUCACGAGUGUGCUGUAUGAUGUAUACGGUGAGCAGCUGAACACCCGAAAUGAUAUUACAUACUUUGGUCGGGUCUCGCUUGGCUCACCGCCUCAAGAGACUAAUGUGAUUUUUGACACGGGCUCCUCGAUUAUGUGGGUGCCCAAGAAAGGAUGCCGAUCCAGUGGACCGCUGGUUUGGAAAUGCAGAUCCAACAGCGAGACCUACGAUCCAAGUGCGUCAUCAACUUCCAAGUCUUCGAAAGAACAGUUCAUUAUUCAAUAUAGUACUGGAUCAGCGAAAGGAGUGCACUACAAGGAUUAUUUUGCGGUGAGGUUUUUAGUAUACAGUGGCGGACCUGAUCCAGUGGCAAAAAACGUACCCUUUUGCAUCCAGGAAGUAUCAAAAAUGUAGCAAAAUGCCUGCCUUUCCAACUAAAAAGCUCGUUCGCAUAGCGGGUGCGCUUUUGAAAUCGGAGCUUUUUGGUUGGCGAGUGAGGUAUUUUGCUACAUUUUUUGAUACUUCCCGGAAGUAAAAUGGUACGUUUUUUAUCACUGGAUCGGGUUAGUCACUGUAGUGGGCAACCGAAAUUUUAAUAGUCCUAGGAUCUGAUUUUAGACCAAUAUGAAGCUUGGCACGGGUUUUUAGCAGUCUGUCGGGAAAAUAAUGAGCACUCUGUCGCAUCGAAAAUCGCAUUGCCGCCGAGAAAAUAGAUUGUGUCGCUGCCAAAAUCAAACUGUUUUUCACUACACGCAAUAGGCGCAGCGACAUUGUGCUCAUUAUUUUCCCGACAAACUGGUAGCUGAUAACACCAUUAUAACAAAUUUUUUUUGGAAAUUCAUUGUGCAGAGUUUAGCCACUUGCUUUUCAUUAUGCCUGUAAAUUAGGGGUGAUGUAUUUUAUAUACAGAAUUUUCAGUUCGGCGGAAAGAACGACCAAACCCUCCGUCUCAAGCACAAGGUCAUGUUUGGCGCGGGCGAGGAGCUUACCUAUGAUGACGAUGGUGUCUUGGGCCUUUCCUUUCCAAAAGAAGGCCAAGAACAUAUGAAUAUUUUUGCACAAGCGGCAAAAGAAGGGAUAUUGGAUGCGCCAAUGUUCACGGUUUAUAUGAAGAAAUGUGGAGGCACUUGUGCCGACGCUGGGAAGAUUACAUUCGGAGGAUACGACCGAGAGAAUUGUUGCAAUGUAAAAGCAUGGGCAAAGGUGGUUCCAACGACUUUCCAUUGGAACUUUCAAAUCGAAGCUGCCAGGAGUUGGUGUUGAUUUCAAAUGAAGCCGUAACACAGUGGAGACUUUGUACAAUGAAGUACAAAUGGUCUAUAACGUCGAAACUGUCUAAAACGAACGAGUACUCUAGUCUGAAGACUCGAUUUUACGCCAAAAUGAACCUUUACAACGAAUGUUUUCUAUAGCAAGAAAAUUUAUUUUUUCUUUGCGAUUUGUUGCACAGAGGCUUCACUGUAUACCAUAGGGCCAUAAAAAACGAAAACUUUUUUCAUGGGUCCUGGCGCAAAAAUGUUUAGGUGUAGCCAAAUGAUUCUUUUACCAUCAAAUUCUCCGUGUUCUUCUGCCCUAAUCCUGUGACUUUCAUGUCCAUAUCGAUUAUUUAACGUGGCUUUUUUGAAUGUCAAAUAGAGGGACCUCGAUUUUGGACCCCUAUUUCCGUUUUUUCUGGCCACCCUGUAAUAGCCCAUACCUUGCUCACAUUUUUUCCACUCCCCAAUUUCAGUUGACGAUGAGCCUUUAACCCCCGGGCUAGCUAUGACUGACACCGGAUCCACUGUCAUCUCCGCACCCCGCGCCGAUUUCGAGAAAAUCAUGAAGAAGAUCAAAGCCACACCGUACAAGUCAGCCUAUCUCUCAUUCUGCAGUGCCGAGUUUACAUUGCAUUUUAAAAUUGCCGGAAAAGAGUUCCACAUCCCGUCGAAUCAAAUCUUACACCCGUUGAACUCCAAUUGCCAAGUUAUGAUUUCGGCAAGCAAUGAUGACAAAUGGACAUUGGGCGAUCCGUUUAUUCGGCAGUAUUGUCAAGUGCAUGACUUCAAAGGGAAACGAGUGGGAUUUGCGCCGGCAAGAGAGAUUGAUUAUUGA
Molecule: messenger RNA, 2837 nt
Organism: Bursaphelenchus xylophilus (pine wood nematode)
Lineage: Eukaryota; Metazoa; Nematoda; Chromadorea; Rhabditida; Aphelenchoididae
Source: the annotation of a GenBank genome assembly